AUGUCGAUGAGAGAUCAAGAACUGCUGGAAGACGUCAUAACUGACGGAGGCUCUUUUAUCUCUCACCCAAUACCAGAUGAUCAAAUGAGCCUUUUUGCUGUCAUGCUCUAUGACCUCAAGGGCAGGAAGUUUUUCCCGCAAGACCAAACAGGGAAGGAGUCGAUACGGGAAGUCAGAGAUGUAGAGAACUAUCUCAUCAGGUUCAAGACAAAGCUGGAGGCCUCACUAGCCCGAUAUAGAAUCAAACAUGACCUUUCAUCUCUUGACUGCAUUCUACCCGAGAGUGUGAAGGUGAAACAGGAGAGAUCCAACAGGCUGCCACUAUACGCAUGGGUCAACCUACUGAGGAGCAGUCUGGAUGAGGUCCAAAGUGUGCUGACGGAUGCGGGCCUCUCCCAAGUGAAUUCCGUCAGGCAGUUGGAAGGGCAGACCUUCUGCCAGGAUGCCGACUGUGAGGAUUUGCUGGUAUUCCCCGCUCAAAUGAAAGCGAGGCUGGAUUCCACCAAGUUGCUUCACAACCACAAACUCGUCAUGCAGGACAAGUCUUGCAGCCUGGCCCCCAAGGUGGCGAUCUCCCUUCUACCAGAUGACGGGGACGUCCUCCUUGUGGGCACUUUCUCCGGCCUCACUGUCUCCCACACAGCGUCGCUGAUCAAAUGCCCUAUGUCUCUUUGCUCUGCUGCAUGUUGCUUAGAUGUGAAGCUGAUAAACGAGGUGUUCCAGUCUCUCACCAGUGGUGACAAGCGUCUUGCAAAAGUCCGUCUUAUCCUGUUGACUCCCAACUGCUCCUUGUCUGCAGUCAGCAAUCCGCUUGAGUUCAUGCUGCAAGAGAACAGAGAUGCCAGCUUGCUGCAGGACUUCUCUCAGAGUUCUCUGGCCCAGAGCAAGCUGGAUGCUCUGAUAGCACAGCAGAGGGAAGAUAUUGAUCAUGCAUUAAAGUUUCCCCAAGUUUUGGCGGUUGUUUACGCAACCUGCUCGUCACACCCAGAGGAGAAUGAAGAGGUGGUGACGAGAGCCAUCGAGCAGGCCAAUGUGAUGCCGCAGCAGGAAUGGCGGCUACAAAAAAACGAGUUGAGACAAAGCCAAGCCCUGUAUAAUCCUCCAGACCGUGCCGAAGGUCGUGAAAGACAAAGUGAAAACAAUUCCUUCUUCAGGGUGGAACCCUCUGAGCUGAGUAAUGGCUGCUUCAUGGCUGUUCUCAUUAGAGAGAUGAAAGUGAAGUCUUCACAGCACAAGCAUGUGGCAAAAGAGACAUCUCAGGCUGUGCAGGCCAACGUGUCUGCUGACCGCAAAACUGAGCGUGUCAGGCCAAACCAGCCAACCAGAAAGAAGCAACGCGGACAAACCAUCAGGCCAACCAAAGGGAACUCCGCUAAGCUACCCAAGCACCAAAUCUCAGAAAAAAUACCACAGGUAUCCCGCGGAACUCCCCCCAAACCGCGCUUGCAGACGUCACAGACUUGCAUUUCUGACACCCACUGCAAUCGAGAAAAGUCCAGCUCAGGCAUCCCCACACCAGAAAAAAAUUCAAAAGCGCACAUCGUAAGCCCCGUUUUCAACACUGUGACUUCCAGUCCCCUUCUGCGUCCGGCGCCUCCUCUUGUAAACCUUGCGACAUCUGCAGUCCGUCCCCGGAGAAUCCAUCAUUUGGUGCUGAAACCCACCGUUAUCGUUUUGCGUUCCGUUAUCUUCCCCAGCCGCCACAUCCUCACCCUCGACUCCACGGGUGGAGGACCCUGGCACCGACGUUACCCUCCUCUUGAGUGA
Messenger RNA from Hippocampus zosterae (dwarf seahorse), 1767 nucleotides. RefSeq names its product putative methyltransferase NSUN7. Bases 1 to 1767 code for a protein of 588 amino acids. NCBI's taxonomy places the organism in Eukaryota, Metazoa, Chordata, Actinopteri, Syngnathiformes, Syngnathidae. Gene Ontology annotation, molecular function: methyltransferase activity. The record is from RefSeq and is a predicted model, not a curated record. The transcript has 12 exons.